This is a messenger RNA of Cynocephalus volans (Philippine flying lemur), 585 nucleotides long. It is a transcript of the gene CFAP107, whose product is annotated as cilia and flagella associated protein 107. Lineage: Eukaryota; Metazoa; Chordata; Mammalia; Dermoptera; Cynocephalidae. Bases 1 to 585 code for a protein of 194 amino acids. The transcript is spliced from 4 exons. The record is from RefSeq and is a predicted model, not a curated record.
AUGUUUUUGACUACAGUAAAUCCACAGUCAUUGUCUACUCCAGGCUGGCAGAUUGAGACCAAGUAUUCAACCAGAGUGCUCAUUGCAAACUGGGUGGAAGAGAGGAGGAAGUUCACCAAAGACACCGAGAAGACACCCCAGUGCAUUUACAGAAAAGAGUAUGUCCCCUUCCCAGGCCACAGACCGGACCAGAUCUCCAGGUGGUAUGGGAAGAGAAGAAUUGAGGGGCUCCCGUACAAACACCUGAUCACCCACCACCAGGAGCCUUCACGCCGCUACCUGAUCAGCGCCUACGACGACCACUACAACCGGCACAACUACAACCCGGGCCUGCCCCCGCUGCGCACCUGGAGUGGGCAGAAGCUGCUGUGGUUGCCAGAGAAGUCUGACUUCCCCCUGCUCGCUCCCCCUACAAACUACGGACUCUACGAGCAGCUGAAGCAGAGAUGGCUCACACCCGAGGCUGGCCCGAGGGAGAGCAUUUACACCUCAUCCUAUCCCAGGCCACCCUGGUGCGCUAUGUCCCGGCGGGAGCAUGCCAUCCCUGUCCCUCCCCCUCGCCUGCACCCUGCCCCACGCUUCUGA